GCGGUGGUGAGAGAAGGGAACAUCACACUAGGGGGCUUGUUUUCUCUGCAUGAUGCAAUGAUGGAGGCACGGCUGUCUUUCAACUCUCAGCCCGAAUCUCCUCAGUGUACUGGGUUUAAUUUCAGGACAUUUCGGUGGAUGCAGACAAUGAUUUUUGCCAUUGAAAAGAUCAACAGGGACAACCACCUUUUGCCAAACAUCACCCUUGGCUAUAAGAUCUAUGACUCAUGCAGUACCCCUCUCCAUGCACUUCGCACAGCUAUGGAGCUAAUGGGGGAGAGAGAGAAAGGUGGAGAUAUAUACUGUCAGGGAAGGGUGCCUGUUGUCAUUGGUGAUGGUGGAUCUACACUUUCGAUCAUGGUUGCACACUUUCUAGGUGUUUUCCAACUGCCACAGGUCAGCUAUUUCUCUAGUUGUGAGUGUCUGAGUAACAAGAAAGUAUUCCCUGCAUUUCUAAGGACCAUGCCAAGUGACUUCUUCCAGGUGAAUGCCUUGGUUCAGCUGGUACAACACUUUGGCUGGACUUGGAUGGGAACAGUAGCUGGGGAUGAUGCAUACGGCCGGGGAGGAGCCCAAAUCUUCAUUGACAAGGUGUCCAAACAUGGUGCAUGUAUUGCUGUUUAUAAGAUAAUUCCUAAAAACCAUGCCCCAGAAGAGAUGUCCAGGAUUGUGGAGCACAUAAGUGUUUCAGGGGUUCGAGUGGUGUUGGUGUUUGCUUUAGAGCAGGAUACAAAAGCUCUCUUCACUGAGGCUCUCAAACAAAAUCUGACUGGGAUCCAGUGGCUGGCCAGUGAGGCCUGGAUCACGGCUGCAGUCCUCACCAAACCAGAGUUUCAGUCCAUUCUGCAGGGCUCCAUGGGUUUUGCCAUUCGCAGGGCUGAAAUCCCUGGUUUGCAGCCUUUCCUGCUGCGUUUGCAUCCCUCCACAUUCCCUGAUGAUCCUUUCAUUUUGCAGUUCUGGGAGGAGAUGUUUGGGUGUUCUCCUCACACUGCAGUCAGUGGAACAUUCUCAAAUAAACCACCUUGUAAUGGCUCUGAGAUAUUGGCAAAUACUCAAAGCAUAUACUCAGAUGUGUCUCAGUUGAGGAUCUCCUAUAAUGUUUAUAAGGGAGUGUAUGCCAUUGCUUAUGCUCUGGAAGCGAUGCUGAAGUGUGUGCCAGGGAGAGGACCAUUCCCUAGGGGUGUGUGCCCUGACACCCAGACCAUAAAGCCAUGGCAGCUUCUGCACUAUCUGAAAAAAGUGGACUUCACAAAUGAGUAUGGUGAAGAAACUAAGUUUGAUGCAAAUGGUGAUCCAGUGGCCAUAUAUGACCUGAUCAACGUUCAGCUCUCAGAGACUGGUGAGGUCCAGUAUGCCACUGUGGGCACAUUUGAUGAAACCAAGAGCAAUAAACUGCUGAUAGAGGAAAAUCUAAUUAUCUGGAAUGGUAACCAGAGACAAAUCCCUGUGUCUGUCUGCAGUAGCAGUUGUCCCCCAGGCACCAGGAAGGCCAUUAGGCCUAGUUUCCCUGUCUGCUGCUUUGACUGCAUUCUCUGUGCAGCUGGGGAGGUUAGCAAUCAGACAGAUGCCAUAGAGUGUGUGACGUGUGGACCUGAGUUCUGGUCCAACCUGAAGAGAGAUGCCUGUAUACCAAAGCUGGUGGAGUUCCUGUCCUAUGGGGACACAAUGGGCAUGACAUUGCUGGCUGUGGCCUUGCUAGGAUCCUGCACCACACUUGCUGUUGGCCUCAUUUUUGCCUUCAAACGCCACACACCUCUUGUCAGGGCUAACAACUCGGAGCUCAGCUUCUGCAUCCUCAGCUCUCUUUGGCUGUGCUUCCUUUGUGCCCUGGCCUUCAUUGGACAGCCUACUUCCUGGUCAUGCCAGUUACGUCAUACGGCUUUUGGCAUUGCCUUCUGUCUCUGCCUGUCUUGUAUUUUGGGAAAGACAAUGGUGGUUCUGAUGGCUUUCAGAGCCACUCUGCCAGGUAGCAAUGCCAUGAAAUGGUUCAGACCACCACAACUGCGUGCUCUGAUCUUCCUGUGUACAGCAGUGCAGGUUGGGAUUUGUAGUGUGUGGUUGGGCCUGGCACCGCCUGUCCCACGCAGACUAAUGACUCGGGAGUCAGCACACAUCAUCCUGCUGUGUGACAUGGGCUCAACGCUUGCUUUCUCUCUGGUUCUGGGCUACAUUGGCCUGCUGGCUGCAAUCUGCUUCUUGCUAGCCUUCUUCGCCCGGAAGCUCCCAGACAAUUUCAAUGAGGCCAAAUUCAUCACUUUCAGCAUGUUAAUUUUUUGUGCUGUUUGGAUUGCCUUUGUUCCAGCAUACGUCAGCUCCCCGGGAAAGUACUCGGUAGCUGUAGAGGUUUUUGCCAUAUUGGCUUCCAGUUAUGGCCUUUUACUGUGUAUCUUUGCCCCAAAGUGUUACAUAAUUCUGCUCAGACCAGAGAAGAACACAAAGAAGCACCUCAUGGGCAAAACCACAGGAGAAAAAAAAAUGUAG
Messenger RNA from Neoarius graeffei (lesser salmon catfish), 2481 nucleotides. Its product is annotated as extracellular calcium-sensing receptor-like. The transcript has 6 exons. Bases 58 to 2481 code for a protein of 807 amino acids. The record is from RefSeq and is a predicted model, not a curated record. Gene Ontology annotation, cellular component: membrane. NCBI's taxonomy places the organism in Eukaryota, Metazoa, Chordata, Actinopteri, Siluriformes, Ariidae. Gene Ontology annotation, biological process: G protein-coupled receptor signaling pathway. Gene Ontology annotation, molecular function: G protein-coupled receptor activity.